UUGUGGGUUGGAAUAAUGAAGGUGUUGUAGGGGAUGAAUGGAUUGUCAGUGCUGUGUCGCUAGCUCAGCAGCAGCCACACUCUCUCUUUAAUCAGAUUUUGCCGACGCAGCGGGUCUACACGGCCGCUGUCAGACACUACUGACCUACAUGUGCCGGUCGCGGUAUCGGGAUUUGUUUUGCUACAUAUAGCCAGUUAGCUGCUACCUGCUUAGCUAGUAGUGCUAACUUAAAAAAAAAGCACUGCUGUCAAGUCGGAAUAACAUCCGGCUUCACAAAGUAGCAUUGGUUAUAUCAUAUGACUAUCAGGACUUAAGACCGUCAUCCUGUCACAAUGUAUCCGAUGUUUUUUUCACUAAUUAAUGAAAUAAGCCGCCCUGAAAAAGGUAAUAAUAACAACAGCGAGCUUGCUAACCUGUGUUAGCCUGGUGACAGCUCAGCUAAGCGUCUCCACCGUCAACAUUUAAAGCAGCUGACGGUGUGAAGAAGCGUUUUGAACCACCGUCAGCUAGGAAAACCUUAAAGACAGUGAACACAUAGUAUUAAUAUCUUUUUAAUAUCGGCACUGACGUUUCCAGCGACAAUGGCUAACGUUACCGACCUGCAAACUAAAUACAGCAAGCUGGCACAGGAGUACUCCAAGCUCCGUGCCCAGAACCAGGUGCUGAAGAAGGGAGUCGUGGAUGAACAGGCCAACUCUACCUCCUUAAAGGAGCAGCUGAAGCAGCGGGACCAGAGCCUGAGAAAGCAGGAGCAGGAGAUGGACAGUCUAAGCUUCAGAAACCAACAGCUGGCCAAGAGGGUGGAGCUUCUUCAGGAAGAGCUGGCUGUCAGUGAAGCCAAGGGCAGAAAGGGGAAGACUAAAGGAGAUUCCCCCUCACAGCAUGGCAUGCAGACCCAGAAUGUUUUUGAUGAGGACUUGCAAAAAAAGAUAGAAGAGAAUGAGCGACUUCAUAUCCAAUUCUACGAAGCGGACGAGCAGCACAAGAGGCAGGAGGCUGAGCUGAAGACUCGGCUUGGGGAGCUGGAGAAAGACUCUCAGCAGCACCAGGCAGUGGUGGAUGGACUCACCUCUAAGUACAUGGAAACUAUCGAGAGACUGCAGAGUGACAAGGCACGCUUAGAGGUGAAGGCACAGACUCUGGAGAGGGAAGCCAAAGAGUGCAGGUUGCGAACAGAUGAGUGUCAGCAGCAGUUGAGGCGAUGCCAGUCGGAACUCAACAGGCAGGUGAAGCAAAGCAGCAGUGUUAUCCAGGAGAAAGUGCCCUUCAAUGACACCAAAUUUAGUGACUUCAACAGUCUAAAUGUGCCACCACACAAUCGCAGGCAUCAGCUCAAAGCACGGGACGUUGCAGGUCAGGCUUUGGGCUUCAUUCAGGACCUCGUGGCUGCUCUGCUGAACUUCCACUCGUACACAGAGCAAAGAGUGCACAUCUAUCCCUUGGACUCCUCUAUUGAGCAAAUCUCCCCUCUGAACCAGAAGUUUUCCCAGUAUCUUCAUGAAAACGCAGCCUAUGUGCGCCCCCUGGAGGACAGCUUCCUGCAGUUACACCAAAGCAUCACAGAGGACACUGUUACAGUGCUAGAGACUGUGGUCAAGCUGAAGGGUUUCGCUGAUAACUUCUCUUCGUACACCCAUUUUCUACAAAAGAUUCUUCCCUACCAGCUGAAAAGCCUGGAAGAAGAGUGUGAGGCACCUCUUUGUACUGCCGCCCUUCGUGCGAAAAACCAGGAGCUGCAGAAUGACAUGAAGAAAGUAACUUCUGUGUUUGAGAAGCUGCAGAACUACAUUAACCUUUUGGCCUUACCCAGUGUUCAGCAGGAUGCCAUGCCACAGAGCAGCACCUCCGCCGUCUUCACCCAGCUGGCUGCCUGCCUGCACAGUCUUCACGACACCAUUAAAGAAAUGUCAAAGCACUACAACCAGAAGGCCGGCUUAGAGCAGGAGCUCCCAACUGUCACCCAGAAGCUCUGUACCACCACAGAGUGUCUGCUGGGAUCUCUGGGCUCACUGAACAGCAGCACCGGCAAGAUCGCCACUUUUUUCAGCAACAACUUGGACUUCUUCACGUCAUCAGGCUACAGUCCAAGAGGCAGCACAGCAGCCCUCAACCCCUUGCAAGCAGAGAGCAUGCUGGCCAGCAAAAAGAAAGCAGCUGCCUAUAUUCACGCUAUCAGAAAGCCCAGGCCACAGUCUGUUCCAUACAGAGAAGCCUUGUCAAACCGCCGUAUACUCACCAGCUCAACCGAGAGUAGAGAAGGUCUCACUCAGCAGGUGCAGCAGAGCCAGGAGAAGAUUGCUCGGCUGGAGCAGGAGAAGGAGCACUGGCUCCUGGAGGCCCAGCUGGGGAAGGUGCGGCUUGAAAAGGAGAACCAGCGCAUUGCAGACCUGGAAACACAGCUCGCGGCAGCUCUAGGGGGAAGUCCAAAUUUGCAAACAGCUGCAGCCGGUACACUUGCACAGAGCCACGAUGAAGCGGAUACAGAGCUGAAAGCUGCAGGAAAAGAGUCAACGCUGUGCACCAGCCUGGUCGGCAUGUUGUGCACAACACCCACAGUUGAGCAUGUGGGAGAUGAGGAGUCCAGGGAGCAUCUCAUAAAGACUCACUACAUGACCAGAGUGGGAGAGCUCACCACUCAGCUCCAGAUUUCUGACAGUAAAGCGGUUCACUUCCACUCUGAGUGUCGCGCUUUGGCCAAGAGAUUAGCUAUUGCAGAGAAAUCGCGGGAGACGCUGAGCGAGGAGGUCAAACUGGCUAAUCAGAACAUCACACGCUUGCAGGAUGAGUUGGCUACGACUAAAAGGAGCUACGAAGACCAGCUGAGCAUGAUGAGCGACCACCUGUGUAGUAUGAACGAGACGCUGAGCAAACAGAGAGAGGAAAUCGACACACUUAAACUGGGCAACAAGGGAAACGCCAAAAAGAACAAAGGUCGCUAGAGCUGCUUUCAAAAACACUGGCUCUGUUUGGGAUCACAAGGGCACCCUGAAGGAAGAUGUGGACUGUGGAGCCUCCCAGCAGCAUCUUGGUACCAGUACCGCCACCG
Molecule: messenger RNA, 3046 nt
Organism: Scomber japonicus (chub mackerel)
Lineage: Eukaryota; Metazoa; Chordata; Actinopteri; Scombriformes; Scombridae
Gene: ppp1r21
Product: protein phosphatase 1, regulatory subunit 21
Exons: 22
Coding region: 582-2939 (785 amino acids)
Cellular component (GO): membrane; early endosome
Source: RefSeq, a predicted model, not a curated record